Acanthosepion pharaonis is the source of this 723-nucleotide messenger RNA. NCBI's taxonomy places the organism in Eukaryota, Metazoa, Mollusca, Cephalopoda, Sepiida, Sepiidae. The record is from the annotation of a GenBank genome assembly.
AUGAUUUUAUUUUAUUUCUUUUGCUUCGUUCGAAUUGUUGUCUUUUCUUUCUUCUUCACUGCAGCGCUUAACCAUUUUCUUUCUUUCUUUCUUUUUUCUUUCUUUCUCUCUUUCUUUCUUUCUUUCUUUCUUUGUCUCUUUCUUUCUCUCUUUCUUUCUCUCUUUGUCUCUUUCUCUGUUUCUUUCUAUGACUCUUUCUUUCUUUCUUUGUCUCAUUCUUUCACUCUCUCUUUCUUUCUUUCUCUCUUUCUUUAUUUAUUUCUUUCUUUCUUUCUCUCUUUCUUUCUUUCUUUUAAUUUUUUUCUCUCUUUCUUUCUUUCUUUCUUUCUUUCUUUGUCUCAUUCUUUCUCUCUCUCUUUCUUUCCUUCUCUCUCUCUCUUUCUUUCUUUCUUUCUUUGUCUCAUUUUUUAUUUCUUUCUUUCUUUGUCUCUUUCUUUCUCUCUUUCUUUCUUUCUUUUUUCUUUCUUUCUCUCUUUCUUUCUCUCUUUCUUUAUUUCUUUCUCUCUUUCUUUCUUUCUUUCUUUCUUUGUCUCUUUCUUUCUUUCUUUCUUUUUUUCAUUUUCAUACAAUGUAUCCUCCUUUCUUCAUUCAUCUCUUUCUUACAUUUGUGUCCUUUUCUUGUCUUUUAUUCUUUCUCCUAACCUCUCUCUCUCUCUCUCUCUCUCUCUCUCUCUCUCUCUCUCGGUCUAUCUAUCUAUAUAUCUAUGGAUUGCGUAUACAUAG